AUGGAGUCCAACUGCCGCAAACUUGUCUCCGCCUGUGUCCAGCUAGGCGCGCACGUAGACUUUGGCGUCCUUUUGCCGAUGAACUGCAUGAAGGACCCGUUAAGCCUGGAGCGCCUGGGAGCCGGGAAUAAGCUGUGCUCCUCCUCACCUUCCUCCUCCUCCUCCUCUUCAUCAUCCUGCCAUCACCACCAGCCCGCGCUGGCCAUGGCGACGGCGCUGGCGCCGGGGCAGGCGCGUUCCUCCCUGGAGUCCGCCAAGCACCGGCUGGAGGUGCACACCAUCUCCGACACCUCCAGCCCCGAGGCCGCAGAAAAGGAUAAGAGCCAACAGAGUAAGAAUGAGGAUGCGGGGCCCGAGGACCCCUCCAAGAAGAAGAGGCAGCGGCGGCAGCGGACUCACUUCACCAGCCAGCAGUUGCAGGAGCUGGAGGCCACCUUCCAGCGGAAUCGCUACCCGGACAUGUCCACCCGGGAGGAGAUCGCCGUCUGGACAAACCUCACCGAGGCCAGGGUUAGGGUUUGGUUCAAGAACCGCAGAGCCAAAUGGAGAAAGAGAGAAAGGAACCAGCAAGCCGAGCUUUGCAAAAACGGCUUCGGCCCGCAGUUUAACGGCCUCAUGCAGCCCUACGAUGACAUGUACCCCGGCUACUCGUACAACAACUGGGCAGCCAAGGGCCUCACCUCCGCUUCCCUCUCCACCAAAAGCUUUCCUUUUUUCAACUCCAUGAAUGUCAACCCUCUGUCUUCUCAGAGCAUGUUCUCCCCUCCAAACUCCAUAUCCUCCAUGAGUAUGUCUUCAAGCAUGGUACCUUCUGCAGUCACCGGGGUGCCCGGCUCCAGCCUCAACAGCCUGAAUAACUUGAACAACUUGAGCAAUCCCUCCCUGAAUUCUGCAGUGCCAACGCCAGCCUGUCCUUAUGCUCCUCCAACACCUCCGUAUGUUUAUAGGGACACAUGUAACUCGAGCUUGGCGAGUCUGAGACUUAAAGCCAAGCAGCACUCCAGUUUUGGCUAUGCCAGUGUGCAGAACCCUGCUUCCAACCUGAGCGCCUGCCAGUACGCGGUGGACAGACCCGUGUGA
This is a messenger RNA of Melospiza georgiana, 1080 nucleotides long. It is a transcript of the gene PITX2, whose product is annotated as paired like homeodomain 2. Gene Ontology annotation, cellular component: nucleus. Gene Ontology annotation, biological process: anatomical structure morphogenesis; regulation of transcription by RNA polymerase II. Bases 1 to 1080 code for a protein of 359 amino acids. Lineage: Eukaryota; Metazoa; Chordata; Aves; Passeriformes; Passerellidae. The transcript has 4 exons. Gene Ontology annotation, molecular function: DNA-binding transcription factor activity, RNA polymerase II-specific; RNA polymerase II cis-regulatory region sequence-specific DNA binding. The record is from RefSeq and is a predicted model, not a curated record.